GGCUUACAGCUGGACCUGGUUUUUUAAAAGUAAGUCCAGUUCCUGUUUUUUCUUAGGUGUAUGCAUUGGAGAAGAGUCAUGUCUUAGUGCUAGAUAAUCUGCCUUGCAAGCAGGUAGGGGCAGGAGAGACUCCUGUCUGAAACCCUGGAGAGCUGUUGCCAGCCAGUGUCCACAAUACUCAGCUAGGUGGACCCGGGAGAGCUUCCUAUAUUCCUAGGUUCUUCCUACGCUGUUACUGUGUGCCUAAUCCCAUGAUUUUCCUUGCCAAUUUAAGUUGAAGGCAGGGUGUUCUCUGAAUUGGGGGGGGGGGUCUCAGUGCAUAUGGUGCUAGGCCAGUGAACCCAAUAGCCAAUGUCCAGUUCCCAUAGGGUCACUUGGGCAGCAGCUGGGGUUGGAAUUCCUGCAAAGAAUACCCACCUCAGCAAAUGGACACACUUUUUACCUUCCAGCAGCACACUUUUUACUUUCUCAUAAAAUAAGGCAUGUUCUGCAUAAUUUAAGGCAGAUAACCUGGAUACUGCACACCAUAACAUUUCAAAGCGCAUAAUCCUGGGAGUUGUAGUUUGCUAAAGGUGAUGGGAAUUGUAGCUCUUGGAGGGGCAAAGUGCAGUUCCCAAGAUUCUUUGGGGAGGAAUAAUGUGCUUUAAAUGUUUGGUGUGAACACAGCCAAAGUGUGGAGCAACCACCCCUUGCUUUGUAAAAUUAAAUCCCACCAUGGGGAUUCAAACAAGAGAGUGAGUGGGUAGGUCACAGAAGACCGAUACCAGCCCACCCCAUCUCUAAAUCAAAUUUUUGCACUGGGGUAACCAAGAUACUUUUUCCGAUACCAGUGUUUGUGAGGCACCUUGUGCCCCUUAAAAGCUUAAUUUUAAGCAAGCCAAGAGCCAAAUCUAAUAAAAAGCUUUACAAUGUUUUACAAGGAUCAAGACUUCAUCCAAGCCAUAGGUGUGGCUCCUGGAAAAAAGCUUCCCCCCAGUACCAGGGUUGGAGCGGCCUUUUUAAAUCCUGAGAAUGUUCCCAUGCUUUUAACAUCUGUAUUCAGGCUGAAAUUCAGAAGCUGUAGCUUUCCUAGUUCAGAGUUCAAUGCUUGCAAACGUUUUACAGAACUGAAAUGAACUUUUCCACAACUUCAAAACGUUGGCUACAUUUUUGGAUCAAGGACUGACCUUCUCAAUUCCAGACAUUUUGAAAUAUACUUGUAAAUUCCCCCUCCUUUUCUCUGUUUUUUUUUUAAUCCCUAAAUCUAUCAGCAUCCAAUUUUGAAGCAGGGGAACCCUUGAAGAAUAGGAUAAAAAUUAAAAUUUCUUCAACAAAUGCAUGCUAAACGAAUUUGUUCCUCCCAUAAAAUUAAUUUCAGCUGUAACAAUAAAUUUUGGUCUGUCAUGCAGCCUUACCUGUAACUUAGUUCUGGAAUAUGUGGAAGAGUUGCCUUUGAGUAUGCAUGGUGCCCCAGAACCCAGACCUAAACAUCUGGGAUUUGUAAUUCAGAGUUUUAUCUCUAGGUCUAAAGGUGUGGAGUUCAAAACGGAUUGAGAUUCUUAAAGGCAUUUGUUUAAUCUUCUCUCUCUAUGUGUGUGUUAAUUAGUGUACAAUUGUGUUUGCCUUGAUGUUCCACCAGUAAACUAUAAAACAACCACAAAAGACAAUGAGAAGCAAGUACAAGGCUGGCUUUUAAUAACGCUUUUAUUAAAAAGAAAAAAUAUUUUCCGGAGCUCCAUGAAGUGUGAUGCCAUCAUGUCACACAAUCUGGUUUUAGAAGCUAUUGCAUCCCAUGGCACUCGCCUAAUAAAUGUAAACCACCUGUGACUCUCUUGUUGUCACAGUUUGGAAAUUGUACACUUAGUGCAAUCUUAUAAAGAUUUUCUCAGAAGUGUUCAGUGGGCCUUACUGUCCAAUAAGUAGGUUUGGGACUUUUGCCUAAAAGCUGUACUGACUUGCAAAGAGUUUGGUGGUGGUAGUAGUAGUAGUAGUAGAAGAAGGAGAAGAAGGAGAAGGAGGAGGAGGAGGAGGAGGAGUUUGGAUUUGAUAUCCCGCUUUAUUGCUACCCUAAGGAGUCUCAAAGCGGCUAACAUUCUCCUUUCCCUUCCUCCCCCACAACAAACACUCUGUGAGGUGAGUGAGGCUGAGAGACUUCAGAGAAGUGUGACUAGCCCAAGGUCACCCAGCAGCUGCAUGUGGAGGAGCAGGGAAUCGAACCUGGUUCACCAGAUUACACCACACUGGCUCUGGUAGGGUUCUGGACAGUGUUACUGCAGGCUGCAGGGAGAGGAAGCUCUAUUUUUGACUGCCCCACCCUGCAUAGACCUUCUUGCAUGUGAUAAAUAAGAGCACCAGGGAGAAGUGGUGCUUCUUUCUCAGUAAUGUGUCUAGAACAGGUUAGAAGCUAUGGCUCUAAACACUAAAGGGGAACCUGCACCUCCACAGAUGUUCCUAUAUUUGCCAGGUAUGAAAUUGCUGUUGGAGAAAUGGAUUCUGGUUUUGAAGUGUUUUGAUCUGGGCCUUAAUUUCAGUCUAGACCUGUAAGUCGGUUUCCUCCAAAGAAUCCUUGGAACUGUAAUUUGUUAAGGGUGCUGGGAGUUGUAGCUACAGUUCACACGAUUCUUUGGGGGAAGCCAUGUGCUUGAAAUGCACGCUAUGGAUGUGGCUCCAGCUGAGAUGGCCCGCUUGCAUAGGUGCAGUGCAGCUUAUUGGAUUCCACGUACAAUGUGGCCCCUGUGCCCCUUAAAUGGUAGCAUGGAGGGGAGCUGAGUGCCUUCCUUUGGAAAUCCUGAGAAGCCUGACGAAAUCUGGAGAUCAUCAGACCUUGAGAACUAGUCACCCUAGAGUCAACUCAGGAAUGGCAGUGAGUGUGUUCAUAUGCUGUUAUCCCCCAGAACUGGGGGGGAAACAGAGUGUACACGAACACAAAAAAAAAGGAAGGAAGAGGAGGUCAUUCUUCUUCAAAUCUUUCCUUCUGUAUUUUAGAUGUGUGAUGUGCAUUCAACUUUAGUGUGCUGCCUGAAUCCAGAAUCAUGACUUAAGUUCUCUACUCCUAAAUUACAAUCUGCAACAACUGACCCUGAUUCUGGGUUCAGACGACCCGCUCGCUUUGCCAAGCCUUGGCUUAGCCAUCACACGUCACUGAGCUUAAAAGCUCAGGAAGGAGCAAAGCAAGUGCAAACUCCUCCUUGGGAACCAGCACAUUUACACCAAGCCAAAGUUUGGUUUAGCAUUACGUGCAAGCACAAACACAGUCGACUUGAAGUCAUCCUCUACCUGUAAGGCUGUCUGGUCUGGAUAUAGGCUAAACGGAAGAACUGAACCAAGGGAGAGCAGCAGGGCUUGGAAGCUGCCCGUCCACAGUUAGCCCUAGGGAGCAGAGUAAGGUGGACAGCAUGAGUCACCUGGGCACAGUCUUCCUUGCUAUGAUGAGAUGGACUGUAUUUUGAUAUAAAUUAUACUAAUUAUUUAUACGUUUGCAUUGAUACAAUUAGUAUAUGCGAAUUUUAUGAAAAUGCUUCCUUGCUCCUUUUUCCUUGUUUCCUCUUUCCUUAUUUUUGCAAUGUAUUAUAGUCACCCGAACACAGGUUCAUCACAUGACCAGGUGGGGGCAAUACGGACACCCCCCCCUCUUCCAUUCUCCUUCUGGUUGCCAUCUGAAAAGCCUUUUUCAUUUUAUUUAUAUAUCCUGCCCUUCUGUUUUACAAAACCUUUAAGGAAGCUUAUAAUAAUUGUGAGGUAAUGAUAGAAGAAUCUUUUUUUUAAUAAAAAAAAACCAACAUGACUAAAAAUCUGCACUUUUAGGAAAGUUAAGAAGUCUGAACCAAGUAAAAGAUCUUCAUAUGGUGUCAAAGGGCAGAAGAGUACGGUCCAUAAAUGGAGUGCCCAUCACUGCAAAGGCCCUUCCCUGGUCACCACCCCCUGCUUGUCUUCUGAAGGGCCUCAGGGGACCAUGGCCAUUUCUUGGCUUAAUAAAACAUGCUGGCAUGUGAGCAGAGUGCACACAGCCCUGAUCACUCCUGGAAGUGAGUGGGUGUGAGUGGGUAAGCAAACCAGGAAGGAAAUGACCUAGUGCUAAAGCCAAAUCUGGAACCAUGGUUUGUUGCUCCCUCACAGACCAUGUGAUCUGUAAGCCAACAACAAACCAUGGUUUCAGACUACCUGGUGCUUGUGAAUCAUUAUGGUGAAAUGAACCGCAACCUUGAGUUUAGUGGACAUGAUGCUAGCUGAGUGAUCCUCUUCUUAGUGUGUCAGCAAACACAGUAUGCCUUAUUAAUCCUAUAGCCUUGACUUACUGUUCUGUGUGAAUGCAGCCAUUCCUAACCAUGCAUGUUUGAGUGGGAGCUAAUGCUCUUUCCCUCACAUAGAUAGAUAGAUAGAUGAUAGAUACCGGUAGAUAUUCUUAAGAGAAGGUGGGCUUUGUUUUUAACCGUAACUUGGUUGGCACAGUGCUUUCUUCCCAAGCAGGGAGAAAGGGCCACCUUGUCUGUGUUGCAAAACUGUGGGUUUUCCCACCCUGACCCCACCCGCUUCAAUCUCCCCCUUUUAGUCUGACAGCUACACAAAAGAGAACAAGCUUGUAAAAGAAAGAAGAAGAAAGUUUGUUUAACCACGCAGAAUUGCCCACAGACAGAGAAGUCAAGGAUAGCAUGACAAAUAUUGCAAAGUGAGUGGGUGGGGUAGGAGGGUGGGAUCGCUGCUUAGAGAGGAUUUGGGGGCAUUUAAAAAAGGGUGAGGUGCUAUAUUGGGGGUCAGGGGAGCAGGGAACCACAACCUGUCACAGAGUACCUUCCCACUUACAUCAUUCGGCCCCACAACACACAGACGUGGAGAGUUUUGUUAUUCACAUUUGGAAUUAAUGCAGAGAGUUUGCAACUCUGGGCCUCUUGGAAGAACUUUUUAAGGUGUGUAUGUUGGGGGGGACGGACUCCUGCACAUCUUAUUCUAUAUUAACGUUUUGUUGAAAGGUAGUACAGUAUAUAAAUAUUCUACAUAAAUAGGAAUAAUGUAACCAGUGGAAGCUGGUACCUGUUGGGAUUGUUUGGGCUGGGAGGUAGAGCCAGAGUCCCCACUGGACUGGUGUUAAGUACGGGGGCAAGCAGACGGGGGCUGGUGGGACAGCACCUCCCUCACCCUAGUGGACCAGACCAGCCCACACUGAAUGUAACAAUCCAGAGUAGAGCCUAGCUGUUCAAUAAGGCCACAUCACCAGGGAUGAUGGUGGUGGCCUUUGCAGGGCUGGAGGGAUGUCAGGAGGAAGCUGACUGGGCAAAUAGGGAAAGAGAGGAAAAAAUGCUCUACCCUCUGUGAGACCAUUAAGUCCCGAGUCUUAUUGGUACAGAUUGGCACAGUGAAGUGUUCCUCGCCCCGCUGCCUUUCAAGUCGCUUUCUCACACCAGAGAAGGGCAUGUCUCCACCCAAUGCACAUUGCUCGAUUUCCUGCGCUGAACUCCUGUUCAAUGAAGCUGCCCGCUGGGCCAUGGGCAUGGGCUGGAAUGUACACACCUCAAGCUGAACUGCAGCUGCUGUUCUCAAACUGGAUGGAAGCUGGUUUGAGGGAAGGCAGUAUUUCCCCAAUAAACCACAGGGUAUCUGUGGAUUGUGGCAACGCCAUGUGUUCUCUGCUUCCAACACCAGUGGUGAGGGCGCACCACAGCUGCAGUAAAAAUGGCAAUCUGUACACAGCUUAAAUUGCUGAACCAGAUCACUGCGUCUGCAAGGCACUUGCAAACCUACACAUGUCUCCUCUCAUCCUGUGCGUGUGUCCUGAUCCUUGUGCGCACCUACCCCACAAAGUUCAGUGGUUCUACGCUCCUGAGAAUGUCGUAGCUGGGAGCAAAUUGCUUAUGCACAUUAGUUCAUGCUGUAACUGUGGGGAGAUGCUGAGCAUGCAUGCAUUGCUUUGUCAGCUUAAGAUACAGCGGCAGACCGUGGGGAGCCUAAUUAAAAAAUAAAUAAAGGAGAAGGGAAGUCCAGGCAAAGCUUGGAGAGAGCCCAUCCCUGGGCUGAAUAGCCCUGCUGCUGAUUCUCUGCCCUCCCCCUUACUCCUUUUCAUGUGAAUAUUUUGGAUUCAGUCUGGCUGAAGGUUCUUGUCUGAACAGGAUUAAGCAGAGUUGAUGGUGGUGAAACCUGAGUCAUCCUAACGUGUGCUCCUUGGAGACAGUGGGGCGGCACUGAAGGGGAGGGAGGGCUGCGUGAGAAAAUUUAAAGACAACGAAACUUCCACUAAAAAAAAAGCAUGAAAAAAAACCACCUGUUGGUGUUUUUAUGCAGUGGGUGAAACUGAUGAGCAUUAGUGCCAUCAUGUCCCGUUGGGAGAGGCUGGUGGGGAAGGGGCAGGUUUGUUUGCUCAAGAAUGGGGGGACGUAAGCUUUUGCUCUUAGGCACUUCGGCUUGGAUUUCCCUCCUCCUUUCUUCUGAUAGCCAUACUUAGGGAAAGGGGAAGCAAAAUUCUGGAAAGAAUAAUAGAAGGGAACCCCAAGGGCCAUCUAGUCCAACGUUACAUUUUUGCUGCCAUAGUGAAAGCAUAAAAGCAAAUAGAUUUUUUUUAAAAAAAACAUAUUGCUGAGUAUGCACAUCCACAUGCCUGCUGUGGCCCUAUAGUUGCCAACUUCUCUUCUUUUCUUACAGGCCUCUGCUCUUCUGCUUUUAAACAACAGCUUCACUUGCAGAUAAAAUCUAGUGAUCAUUGUCACCUCCAAGUUGUAAAUAAUUUUUUUUUGCAGGCAGAGCUGCUCUGAAAGGCACAGGAUCAUCCCAGGCUGCAACUGCUGCUGCUGCUGUUUUUCCCAGUCACUUGACAGUGCUUAGUGGUCCUUGUUGAUUAGAUGCUCAGAAAUAGUUAGAUGAUGCUGGCUGAUAACCACGGAGAUGGUUUUCUGUUGCCUGUGAUGACUUGGUUGCUUGAGCCACCUGGGUUUCUUUGGCCUGGGGCUCUUCGAACUUGGUGCCUCCUAGUAUUUCCUCUCGUUGCAUUCUCUUCAGCUGUUUGGUGAUUCUAAUGGCCAGGCUAUAUCCAUCAUACAUAGUGUAGGUGGGGCAGGCGAGCUGUUUUCUCACUAGAUCUCUGCCUGUGCAGGGAUGGUGUUAACGAUCAGGCCCUCCACAUGUUGCUGGACCAAUUCCCAUCAGUCCCAGACAGCAUGGGCGGUAGUCAGGGAUGAGGGGAACUUAAAUCCAUCCAAGGUCUGGCAAGCCAGGGCUUCUCCACUCCUGAUUCUGGCUGAACCACUGGUAUUCCCACCCACCCCCCAACCCUAGCAAGUUGGCUGUCAGGCUUUAUGAAAGGCCAUAGGGCCUUUCCCAGCAAGAUGAUGAACUGAUAAGCUAAGCAAGCAGUGAGAGUAUCCCCAUUCCAAGAAGGCCACAUUAGGCCUUAGUGAUUCCUAAGGGCCACUGUGGCUAUAAGCAUUCCAACUGGCUCUCUUUCCCCCCAUGAGGUAAAUUCAUUGUGUUGUAUCCAAGUAAGUUCCACUCAGAAUAAACCUGCUGAAAUUUAUGGACCUACAUUGGACCACAUCUGCACUUAUACACUUAAAGCAGCAUAAUAGUACUUUAAAAAGUCAUGGCUUCCCCCAAAGAAUCCUGGGAGUUGUCGCUUGUGAACAGUGCUGAGAGCAUAACCGCCAACAUUUCUCCAAUGAAAAUAGGGACGCCCCAUUCUAUAUUGAUAAUUUUACUAUUUAUACCCCACACAUUUAACUGGGUUGCCCCAGCCACUCUGGGCAGCUUCCAACAUAUAUACAAACAUAAUAAAACAUUAAACAUUUUUUAAAAAAACCUUCCCUAUAUAGGAUUGUCUUCAGACGGCUCGGGGGUCAGAUAACGCCAUACCCUCCAACAUUUCUCCAGUGAAAAUAGGAGACAUCCUAAGGACAUUCUGGGAUCAAAUCAGAAACUGGGAUGGCUUCUCUAAAUCAGGGACAUUCCUGGAAAAUGGGGACACUUGGAGGGUCUGUGAGAGUUGUUAGGGGAUUCCUAUUCCCUUUACAGAGCCACAAUUUUCAGAGUUCUUUAGAAAGAGGGAUUGAUUGUUAAGCCACUCUGACAAUUGUGGCUCUUUGAGGGGUAUACAAGGUUUCCUCACAACCCUCAGUCCCCUUAACAAACUACAGUUCCCAGUAUUCUUUGGUGGAACCUUGACUAUUUAAAGUGGCGUGAUACUGCUUUAAAUAUAAAGCACAAAUGGGGUCUUGGUCAUGUCCAUUAAUUUCAAUGGCUCUACUCUAAGUAGGGCUAAUAUUGGAGACAACUCAUAGAAAAGAAAAGGAAGGAACUGGAUGAGCUCCUUGGAGGGGAAAUAUGCCUUGAACUAGCGGGAAAAUAAACCUCCCCACAUAUAGAAGCUCUUUCCUUUGCAGACGUAGCCCAGAUUUUAGGGUUUUGCAAGCUCUCACAAAAAGGUGGCUCCUGGGCUGGUGGGUGACUCAUCCCAGCCAGUGGCAUCAAACUAGACUUGACUUAAAAUGCCCGUCCACUGUUCAAGACUGUUAUUAGCCAGUAAGUAAUAGUUGCUGUUUGAUUCUGGGACUGUGGAGUCAACAAUGAUCUGAGAAAAACUUCUGCCCCUGAGGCGAUGGUGCCUCUGAAAAGUGCGCUAGUGCCCAAGGGUGGGGCUUAGGAAGGAUUUAUUUGGCUCUGUCCCCUCUGGCAACGGAGCUCUUUAUUUGUUCUGAUUGUCCUCUUCUCCAUUAGCUCCUCUGAAAAGAAAAGCUCCAAGGAGGAGGUUCUCUUCCCCAUGUUUAUCAGGGGCGGGAGGUGAGGUAAAUGUGAGAGCCUCAAGAUCUGUGGCUCUGUUUGAAUCUGGGUCUCCCAAACCCAACACUCUAUUCACUACUAGACCCUUUAAAGUAGUGGCUUUCCCCAAAGAACACAGGGACGCAGGUGGCGCUGUGGGGUAAACCACAGAGCCUAGGACUUGCCGAUCAGAAGGUCGGCGGUUCGAAUCCCCGCGAUGGGGUGAGCUCCCGUUGCUCGGUCCCUGCUCCUGCCAACCUAGCAGUUCGAAAGCACGUCAAAGUGCAAGUAGAUAAAUAGGUACCGCUCCGGCGGGAAGGUAAACGGCAUUUCCGUGCGCUGCUCUGGUUCGCCAGAAGCGGCUUAGUCAUGCUGGCCACAUGACCCGGAAGCUGUACGCCGGCUCCCUCGACCAAUAAAGCGAGAUGAGCGCCCCAAUCCCAGAGUCGGUCACGACUGGACCUAAUGCUCAGGGGUCCCUUUACCCUUUACCUUUAAGGGUGCUGAGAGUUGUUAGGAGACCUCUAUUUACUGUAAUUGCUGCCUGACGCACUGCACCUCUCUCCUACACAGAUAUUACAAGCCCCUUUACAUUUGGGCUGCUUAUGCCCUCCCAAAAACACAUUCCAUAACUUACUUUUGGGGAGCACUAAAGGCUUAAAAGAAAGAAAGAAAGACAGCUCAGAGUCCAGAGAACCUGCUGGAAGCACCAGUAAAAGUCUUCAUGGGCCCCAUGGCACCAGCCACAGGAAGCGAGAGGGCAACCCCUGACUAUACAUCUAGCUACAACAUUAUUGGGCAGGUGUGCGUACACCCCAUUGCUGGGACUGCUGACUUCUAUUUUCAAAUGGACACACUGCAGAAUAAUAUAGAUUGAGCAUUUAUUUUCAGAAUAAAACCAGUUUGUUAGGGGCAAAAAAUAUGCAAUAGAUCUAGAUUGUGUGUGGACUAUGUUGGGGGGGAAACAAGUACUCAAGCUUCCAUUGAUUCCAGAAUAAAAUGUGUGUUCACAGCUUCGAUGCUGGGCUUCUCCUCACACUUGGUUAGCCCUUCAUCAGCUGUUCCACAUGGAACUGAAUUUCAUUUGUAUGUUAAAACAUUUCUGUGCAGUCUUUCUGUUCGCAAAGAGACAGCUAGCGCAUUUCAUCUUCUUGGACAGAUUUCAAAGUCUAAACAUGAUUGUUGUUCAGAGAUGUGUGUUUACUUAAUACCUUCUGAUUUUGGAGUUGCCUUGGUCCCAUCCCAUGCCUUUGGGGUGGGAUGUAAAUCCCAGAAACCGAAAUAUCAGCAGAACAUUUAGGCAACUAAAGUCAAAAGGGUAACAAGCCCAGAUGUGUUGGGUUACUCUGUUCUCAUGAAUCCCUCUCCCCCUUCCCUGUAUUUCAUAAUAUUCCCGAGGAGCUGUUCCAGGGUUUUGUUCAUAGUUAAUAUGAUUAAUCCUGAAAACGUCAUGCUGCGCAAUCUAUAUAAUCAUAACUCCAAUGCAAAUAUAGAGGAUGCAAAUAAGCUUGAGAGGGAGAGAGAUUGUCAGAGCUGAGCCAUAGGUUAUUGAGUGGGAACCAGAAACUAGGGGACAGGACCAGAGGACAAGCCAAGCAUCAACCAAAACCUACCAUUGCCCAAGUAAAAUCUCAGCCUGAACAGGAAGCAUUGGAGCAGGCGUGGGAAACCUUUCUCAGCCUGAGGGCCACAUUCCUUUCUGAGCAACCAUCCCAAGGGCCACAUAUCGGGUGGGUGGAGCCAGAGGCAAAGUGGGUGGAGCAACAAAUGUAAAUGUGAUCUUGGUACAGUAGGCUGCUGUCUCCCAUCCACACCAUACACUUAAAACGCAUUAUUUCCUUCCAGAAAUCCCGGGAACUGAGCUACAAUUCCCAGCACCCUUAACAAACUAGAGUUGCCACAAUUCUUUGUGGGGUGGGGGGAGCCAGGUGCUUUAAAUGGGUAGACGCACAGAGAGACAGAUCUGGGAUGAAAACCCAGUGGAACAUUGACUUUUAUAAUUUUCUAUUUUAAAAAAUUAUUACACUGUACCAUCCCACGCUCUUCGCUUUUCUUUUAAAAACACUCUCAAUUCACAAAAUAAUCCUCAAAGGGCAUAAUCUACUGGGACGUUGCCAUGACUGGCUUCCAAAUUGUUUCUGGGCACAAUUCAAGGUUCUGGUUUUAGCCUAUCCAACCCUAUAUAGAUUAUGUCCAGGAUGCCAGAAAGAUAGCUUGCUCUCAUAUGGUCCACCAUUAACCUCUGGGUACCCUAGUCUUUAGCAGUUAAGUGGACAGCAACUGGAGAAAGGGUGUUACCAUCAAGAAGUCCCCAACUGUGAAAUAUUCUCUGUAGAGAACCUUUGCUUCAUUAGCUUCCAUGCUGUCAGAUUUCUUCCUUGAUUUCCCCAGGUUUGUAGUGAAAGAUAUAGUAUUGCUGGUCUUGUUCCUGCUCCUCCUGUCACAGAUGGUUUUAUUGUUGGCCUACUCUUUUUUUAAUUAUUGUUAUUGUUCUGUUUUGUUUCAAAUUGCUUACAUUUGUUGUUGUUGUGAAAGAUAGGGUAGAAACAUGCUAAUUGAUUCAGGGCUUGGCUCCGGAGCUAGGGCUGGACUCUAUGAAAAAUAUGAAGUAGGAGUAAUCAUGGGUUUACCUGUUUAUAGUAAAAAAACAAGGAACCCGCCCUUCCGUCCAAUUUAAACUCAAUUAGGGCAGCUCAGAAUUAUAAAAUAAAACGAUGACAACACAACAAAUUACCAUAAUCUUUGGCUGGGAAGAAAGACAAAAAACAGGGAUAAGAAGUUUCCUCCUUUCACUGAUACAAUCAGGUUUUUGUCUCUCACCCCCAGCAUGUGCAAAUGUUUUGCAAAAGGAGAGGAAAAUAUGAAAUUGCACCCUUUUUUAGCUUCCCCAGGAAACAUGCUAGAAAUAAACCAUCUGCUUUGUCUUCCCACCCAGUUUUAGGUCUGUGCGCUUUCUGAAGAAUGACGGGAUGGGCUUCCAGAAAUACCCCUAUGCGAAUGAAGACGAGGCUUGGAAGAGCUAUCUGGAGAACCCUCUGACAGCAGCCACCAAGGCUAUGAUGAGGGUUAAUGGAGAUGACGACAGCGUGGCUGCCCUGAGUCUCCUAUAUGACUAUUACAUGGUAUGAAAAGCGGCCAGCGUGACUCAAGGCCCCGAAAAUGACAUUUCCUGCCGUCUUCCCCCACCCACACCUAACCAUGUGAUGGCUGGGGCUGGUAUAGAAUCAUAGAAUUGCAGAACUGGAAGGGAACCCUGAGGAUCAUCUAGUCCAACCCCUUGCAAUGCAGAAAUAUGCCGCUUUCCCAUAUGGGGAUUGAACCUGCAACAUUGCCGUUGUCAGAACCACGCUCUAACCUACUGAGCUAUCCCCAUUAGCAGUUGUAGUACAAAACAUCUGAAAGGCACCAGUUUGGAGGAAGGCUGGUUUAAGUGCUUCACAGGGAAAAGGCCUGUAAACAUGACCAGGUUCCUUCAGGUUGAGUAUUCUUGGCCUGUGAUAACUUUGCGGUCCUUACCACACCCCACCAAGCAGUAACAAGAACUUCACCACAGAUCAGGUGGCGAUGGUAGUUGUCUAUAAUCACUCUGUUUGGGUCACAGCCACACUAUACCUGUAAAGCACAUGGCUUAGAAUCAUAGAAUUUAGUCCAUCUAGUCCAACCCUCUGCAAUGCAGGAAUCUCAGCUAAAGCAUCUGCGACAGAUGGCUGCCCAACCUCUGCUUAAAAACCUCCAAGGAAGGAGAGUCCACAACCUCUCGUGGGAGUCUGUUCCACUGCCAAACAGCUCUUACUGUCAAAGUUUUUCCAAACGUUUAUAAAAAUCUUGGAACUGCAAUGUGUUUAGGGUGCAAUGUGUUUAGAGUUUUAAUUCUGUGAGGGGUAAACUUUUUCCUUGCAGAACUAUGGGACCACUUCUGUGGCAAAAAGCCCCCAGGACAACAGGAAAAGCUCAUAGGACCACACUUGUGGUGAAAAGCAGUGCAAAAGUUGCAUAAAUAAAUGCAAAAUUGCAAUUCCCAGGGUUCCCUGAGAAGAGGGAAUGACUGUUAAAACAGUGUUGAUAUGCUCUCUCAGAUGCCUGAGUCUCACAGAAGGAAGGAAUCCCAUUCCACGCUUCUGUGUCCACACAGAGAUUCUGCUCUGCAGCAGAAUUGCUAACAAUCACAUAUUGGCAACACAUUUGUUGUUCAUUGAGAAAGGAUGCUUUUCCUGGCAUGGAUGUGAGAGGCAGGAGAUGAUGAUGAUGAUGAUGAUGAUGAUAUUACUUCGUUUAAGAACUGCUUUCUAUGAAGCAUCUCAGAGCAAUUUCACAAUAUAAAGAUGUAUAUAAAACAGUCACCCUGGACCAUGGGAGAGGGGACGUACUGACACUAAGGAAAUGGGGAAAUUAAAGCAUAGUCAACCUAUUUUGACAGUAGCUAACCCAGAAGCGUCUCUCUCCCUACCUGUUAUUCAGGGAACAUUUCUGUUUUUUGUUAACUUGACAGGUUCCAAAGGAGAAGAGGAUCCUUCCAUCUGGGACAACGGGGCGCAACGAACUUGGGAAGAGGUGAGAGAGAAUCCUGCCCUGGGAGACUUCCAGAGUUUGCAAGUGCAGGGAGUCAGCUUGGCUUGUGACUAACUAGCUUUCAAAUACUGGCCCAGCAAAGGGUUAAAAACAUUAAAAAUGGGGGGAGGGGCAAGAGAGCCAGAGCCCAAGCUACUAUACCUUUAAAGCACAUCCCCUCAUUACAAGAAUCCUGGGAACUGUAGUUUGCCCUCACCAAGCUAUAAUUCCCAGCAAUCUUAACAAAUAUAGUUCCCAUAAUUCUUUGGGGUGCUUUAAAAUGUAUGGUUUCAUGCACGAGGCCAAAGACUCAGCCUCCGCAUGCCACUGCUACCCACCCAAAGUCACUCUGAAUGUUUUUGAAAUGGUAUACUGCUUCUGGAAGACAUCAAGGCCCUGACUUUGGCAUGUCUUAAGGGGGAGUGAAUUCCAUAGCUGGGGGACAGGAACUAAGAAUGCCUCUCUGGACAGCCUUCAAAGAUCUGAUCUUGGUGGAUAGAUGUUGUGAUUCAAGAGACUGUUCCUGGUUGAUCUUACAGGUUUGUGGUAGGUCAGUGUUGAAGGUGGCCAUGGGUAUUCUGGACCCAGGCUGCCAGCAGCACUUUUAAACAGAGCUGGCGCCGCAGACCCCGGAGCACUGUUUCAAGAAGUGUGGGGCUCCAGAAUAUGGUUCAGCAGGACCCCCUCCCUCCUCUCAAAUCCCCUUUAUUCUAGCCUGAGGGGGGAUUGAACUUCACCCAUGUCCCCCAUGGCUGAGGUAGCAAAGGACAGAGAGAACUAGGAGAGAGAGGCUCUCCGUGGCCUUUUUCUGCACUGAACGUGAAGGUGAUAAGCCUGCUUUUGUUUCAACUGCUUCCAAAUCGAGCAAUGUACUCCCUUUCAUCCUCCUUAGCUUCCGUGCUUUUCAGAUAACCCUCCCCGAAAUAAGUUAACAGUCGGUUGGCAUCUUCCAGUUUAGUCCCUCAAUUCCUGGACUCUGUGUACCCCUGAGCUAUGUGUUUUUACAUGCCUGUUUCUGAACCGUUGCAGCGGGGUCAUCGUGAAGCGUGGGUUCUGCCCAGUCCCACAAGGGCUGGGUGGGGAGCGGUUAGAUUUAACUCUUUUCCUUGCUUGGGAAUGAUGAACUUCCGUUGCCUGAAGAGCUGCCCGUGUUCUUUCCUUGUGCCUCAGGUGCAGAUGAGUGACCAAAUGGUCUUGCAUUGCUAAGUAUUCUUUUGUCUGGCUCCUCCUUCGCCUCUAGGCACUGCCACGGGAUGGAGUACGAACCCGAGAUUUCCUCCUUUGAAAACUCCACUCACAUCAUGAAGCUCCUGGCCGAAAAUGUUUCCAUGAACCAAGAGUAUCUUGAUGUGCCCAAGAAGAAUGGCUUAGGGAUGGAGGGCAUCCCCUCUCCUCACAAGCCGCCUGCCUUGCCCCCGGGCACCAGCAAGCUGGAAGCCAGUCCCGAGAACUAUAUGCUAACCUCGGGGGAUGUGUAUGACAACAGCUCGCUCAAUUCCCUCUUUGACGCGAUCCACGUGGCUCCACCGCAACAGAGGUGGCAACCGGACAGCACAUUCAAAGAAGACCCUCAGGAGGUCAGCACUGUGCCCAGAUGUCUGGGCUUGCCAAAACAUUUCUAGAACAAAACUCUGUGGUUUUGCCCAUCUCUGGGCAGGAUGUGACAUGUAUGGUAUAAAUGGGAGCAGCACAAAUUGCACUAAUUAAGCGAGCAGAGGGAGUGUCCCUUAUGUGCCAAGUUAGCCGUCACUGAGAUUCAACAGGAUGAAGUGGCUUGUUUUGUUGGAAGCACUUCUUAACAUUCCCUCCAUCAGCCCUUCUGCUUCCUGAAAUAAUCUUCUCUGCCUGUACGCAGGCUGGCCAUGUUGUCGGUCCUCUGUAGCUUAUUGCCGAAUUGCCACCUCCCUCCCUGCUGCUACAUCAGGGCUGGUCAAUCCACUGGACAUAUGCAAAGCAAAUGGUAGAUGAAAGGAGAAGAGGGAGACUUAUGCCAUGUCCAUCCCCAACAACCACUGUCUCUCCCAUUGUCUCCAUCUGCCACUAAUGAACACUACAGUCACAACUACACCAUACAUUUAAUGCAAUAUUAUACCACUUUAAUAGUCAUGACUCCCCGCCUCAAAGAAUCCUGGGAGCUACAGUUUGUCAAACGGUGCUGAGAGUUGUGAGGAGACUCCUCGCAUAACUAUAAUUCCCAGCACCCUUAAGCUUCAGUUUCCAGAUUCUUCAUGGAAGCCUAAACUCCUAAAGUGGUAAAAGAGAGCUUUAAAUGUACCACAAAUAUAUUGACAAUACUGCUGAAAAGUUGGCUAAGGGUGGGUGAAAAGGGGUCUGCCAUUCAAAGUUGUAGAGUUGACAGAGUGUCUUUCAAGGGUCCUGGGCUUCUGGGGAGGUGUGUGUGUGUGUGUGUGAAGCCACUUGCUAUGUCCCCUUUCACACGUCAGCUCCCAUGGCUCAGAUGUUUUGCUUCACAUCUAAAAUAGGAAGAGGAAGUGCAUUGUAGCUUCCUGUUAAUGCCUUACCUGAUCAGGAAGUGGUUUGGGAUGUGGUUCAUAAUGCAUUCAUUUGGCAUCAGCCUUCCCCGAGGUGGGAAAUGAGGGAUCCGAGAAGGCUAUGGGUCAUUGUAGGUACAGUACCUAUAACCCCUGACUAUUGGCUCUGCUGGUUGGGACCGAUGGGAGCUGUAGUCCAAAAUAUCUGGAAGGCACCAGGCUGGGGAAGGCUCUGCUUUAUAUAAUGAUCCUUCUCCACUUCCAUCAAACCCCUAGAAUUUCCUUGCAAGGCUAGUUGAAAAAAAUACCACUGAAGAGCUGGAUUCUUGAAUUCCCUCUCUCCUAUUCAGGGCCUGAUCCUAUGGCCUUUAGUAGGCUCAGUGGAUUAAGAGUAGCGGAUGGAUUCCAGCUGGGCAUGAUAACUUGUUUUUUUUAAUAUAUUAUUAUUAUUAUUAUUAUUAUUAGCCCUGCUUUUUGACAGCAGCCUAGCACUGCAGCAGAUGAAGCUUUUUCCUAGGACUUUUAGAAAACCCCCACCUGCUAAAUUAUUACAUGUGGAUAAAAAUGUUGGCGAGGCAUACGCCAGUUUUCAGAAAAUUCAGAACGAAUGUUUUGCCUUGAUUCCAAAUGGACCUGGAUGGUGUUUUUAUUUCCUUGAGUGAACUGGAAUACAAAAUAAUCCAUAUACAGCUGUCCUGAUUUUGUCUCUCCCUGCAGUCGUUGAUCUUCAAUGAUAUCCUGAAGUCCCAGACAGAUGCACCAUGUUCAGAGAGUUAUUCCGCCAAUGAUGCCAAGAGGUAACAGCAAAGGCUUUCUCAAAUAAUAUGAUCGAAAUGUGUUUCGCUGAAGAAAUGUUCCUAGUAAAUCGAGGUGGAAGUUUAAUGAGAGGGUUGUUCUGUCUCAUACACACACCUGUUGGCCACUGUCGCUGGUGAGAAGGGAGAAUAACUUUGCUUGCUUAAUCCGUGUGUUCCAUUUUAUUUUAUUUUAUUUUUAAAAUGGACCCCAUCCAGUCAUCUGCUGGACAAACACAUGAAUAAAUACAUAGGACUAUCCUGCCAGACACCUAGUUUGGCCUUCAGAUACUUCUGUCAAUUCACCAUUUGGGUGAAUAAGGCACUGUCCCACCUGCCUACCUUUUUAUACUUGCACCCAGUCCAGGGAGUCAUAGAAUCAUAGAGUUGUAGAGUUGGAAGGGACUCCUGAGGGUCAUCUAGUCCAACCCCCUGUGUCUUCCUCCUCCUCCUCAGUCUCAGUGUUGCCCUUGCAAAACUCACCAGGGAGGAAGAUGGGGCGGAAAAGAGAAUUAGUUGGCUCACCCUGCCAUGGGCUCCGGCUCCACUUCCUGUUGGCCUCUCUGCCUUCUGCCCUUACCAGUUCCAAUGUUCCCCAGCCGCCACUGGCUUCUUGUCUGUGUUUUGGUGUGUCUUGCAGAGUAAAAUAGUAUAAGUGGUUUAUUUAAUCUCUGCCUUCUCCCUCUCCCUCUUUUUUAAUUGCUCCAUUUAAGUGACUUUGAAUAUAUGUUGGGAUCCCCUAAAGCUAUUCACAUCAAAUCGGGUGACUCACCCAUGGCCUACCUCAACAAAGGACAGUUCUACCCAGUCACGCUGCGGACAGCUGCAGAAGCGAAAUGUUUACACCUGUCCUCUAAUAAAGUGAAGGUAAGUGAUGUGCCAAGGAAAGUUCCCAGCAAUAUGUCAUGUGGAACAGCUGAAGCAAUGGUGUUGGCGUUGGUUCCCCCCCCCCCCCCCCAGUUUUCUGAAGCCAGAGAUAUUACAGCCAAUCGCCAUGGAGGUUUCAGAAAUUAUAGCAUAUGCUUUAAAGUAGAGGUCAGGGAAGUGCUGAGGGCUGCAUUACCCAAGUGGAACUCACUAAACCCCACACAAGAAUGCGAAUAAUAUUGAUGCACAGACGAACUGCAAGCCUUUCCUGACAGUUAUUCAAAACCUCAAACAUCAAAACGCAAUUGCAUCCUGACAAUUGCAGUCAUACGGUUGCAAAAUGUAUGGGUGCCGUUUCCAUAUUUCCAAGGUACACCAAGCUUUUUCUUUGCUUGGACAUUUUGCUUUGGUUUUCCUGCUAUAGGUUCUGAAAAGGAAAGGAGUGGCAGUUGCAUACGUUAUACAACAGCAAAGCCCUUUUCCCUUUCAGCUGCUCCCCACUGUGUGGGAGGGGAUGCAUACCAGCCCAUGGGCUGGAACGCCUGUACUAAAGUGUUUCCCCAAGCUGGAUUUGAUUUUGCAAAUGAAUACAUAAGUUAAUACUAUAUAUACUACAGUAUUAUGUAUUGAACAGUAAUCUAAUUGGCUUUUUCCCUUUCUCCCAGAGUGUUGUGAUGGUGGUUUUUGACAAUGAAAAAAUUCCAGUGGAGCAGCUCAAGUUCUGGAAGCACUGGCAUUCACGUCAACCUACUGCUAAACAGAGAGUCAUCGAUGUCGGUAAGGAAUAGAGAUGCUUUCGGAUUUCUUGUCUAGGAGGGAAAGGAAACAGAUGCAGUGAAAAAAACCCUCCCUCUUUUAUUUCCAAGUGAAUGCAGUCCUUAUUAGCACUUAGGAUAUUAAAUUGAACUGGUUGCUGUUCUGAUUUAAAAGAAUAAGAAUAAGAAUUUAUUUUUUAUACCCUGCCCAGUGUUUACAGGGUUUUCAUCAUAAAGAUUCCUAGGAUAAAGGGGUGGCCUUGUGUGUGUACUUAGAAAAUCAUGAAGAAUAGCUUUCAGCUACCCAGUUUUAAUAGCAGACUUCUACAUCCCUUGUAAGCUCUGGAAAGUUGCAUGAGACACAGGGGUCUGCCACCAGAAGGAAAAACCAGCAAUUAUCUUCCUGGCCCCGGCCCCCGCCUAUAGAUCUGGAUCUUCACCUUAGAAUCCAGAAGGAGUUUAGGAGUGGUUUCCGGUAGCCUUGAAGGGUGGGGCAUAUCACACCUCUUUAAGAGUAUGGUUGUUACUUAAUUCAAAAGUUAUAAUUGGGCAAUUGAAGAGUAACUGCAUGUUUCAUGCCUUCCAGCUGACUGUAAAGAGAAUUUCAAUACUGUGCAGCAUAUUGAGGAGGUGGCUUACAACGCCUUGUCCUUCGUCUGGAACAUUGCUGAAGAAGCAAAGGUAUGAUCAGGCCCGUGCAAAACAUGUGGUCCCCCCUGUACCGCAAACCUACCUCCAUUUCAUACCUGUAGUUCAGCCACAUCUGGAGGACCACAUGUUCCCCAUUCCUGCUAUAGCAUUCCAACAUUAAACCAUGCUUCAAACUCACAGUCACUUUUCAUCAGCACCCUUUCAGCUAGGUGUGCUAACUCCUCUGCACACAUGGAGACUUCAGUUUGUACCCUUGUGUCUUUUAUGGUUUGUUCUGCUAUCAACUCCAGUCAAACAGGCAUUGCAGGGUUUGAAGUGCUACGGAAACCUGUGAACAGACACUGAGUUGAGACAGGUCUGCACACAAUAAGCAGGGGUGCCUCUGUUGUGCUACCUGCAGCUCUCUUUCGCGGGGGGACGACACUCUAUUUGUCUUCAAAGGUGAAACUGGGGGCCCCUCCAGACUAGUGUUUUAUUGCUGGUAUCUUCUGCAGUGUGUUCUGCCUUGACACAACAGUAGUGCCUCAGUGGUGGAUUUGUCCAGCUUCGCUUUGUUAUGUGUUGCUUCCCCAAGGGGCUGUAACACUACAAAAGUGAGACAAAAAUGAACCAGAACAUUCAUGGUAUGAAAAGUUGCAGGAUUUCAGCAAGAAGCUACAGGACGUGCACUAAUCAGAAACAAAGCAGUAUGUCCGCCCCAAAUCUUUUGCAUGUGCAAAUAAUACUGAAAGCCCGAUUGGAUAUAACCACCGCAAUAUCAACAUGAGCACAAACCAUUAUGAACCCACAAUAAAAGGGAUGUCUGGAGGGAUUUGGCUUGUCUAAAGCUUUCAUAAGAGUUCCUGCCCGAACUGAGAUUUAAACCAGUCACAUGUCCUGCUAUGUUCGUAGUUCUUUUAAGCACUACACCAGCAGCUGACUCCAAACUGUUAGCUGGGCUAUAGGGGGAAAGUUUCCUGCCACAACCCUGAGACUAUAAACUGCCAUUUAUUAGCCUGCAGAUUAAUAAGGCUCUGCAAGUUGUACUCUCCCAUAAACCCAGACCAGAUAUUCAAGGUAGCUUUAUGUUGCAAUAGGGAAUAAGGCCUCAACAUACCCACAACAGACAUGAACCGUGGUCUGUUGGUGCAAAGCAAUCUUGGGUUUGCAAUCCCAGGAAAAAAGCAAAACCAGGAGGUGGACUCUGUUUAGCUUGGUAGGUUACAGGUAGUGCUGGCUUGCAACAGAGUUAUGUUGCUCAGGACAGAUUGUGCAAGAGGGGUAAAUGAAAAACACUAGAUGAAUUUGCAGUGUGUACUCUACUCCAAAGUAAGUUCCACUGAGUUAAAUUUGGCUUACUCCCAAGUAAGUGGGCAUAGAAUUGCAGUCAUAGGAUAUCCUGAAUUUAAUAGGGCUUCUGAGUAGACAUGCAUAGUAAUCCUGCUGUUUAGUGACUCUGAAACCUGAUCAGUUGGUAGGUUUUUUUGCUCUGAAAUUUCAUUGGGUCACCUUUCUUUUUAGCCUAAAGGUAGCCAUGGUCUUAAAAAAAAACAAAAACAAAAGCCUAAAAACUGAGAGGUUAUAAGCCAUCUUCAAAGCAUCUUCUUCCUCUUCACUCUCCCUCCAUGGAAAUAUUCCAAGCAUGUGAUAGUCAUCUGGGGCACUUAGGUUAGAUGUAACUUACCAGAAACCUUGUUCCCCUUUCUGCCCAGGGGGCUGUUGAAGGCUGAGGCUUCAGAGACUUAAAAUACCUGGGAGUUGCUGUUGAAGGCCUUUUCCUGCAUCUGCCACCUGUCUCUGAAUCUACCAGCCUCUAAAUAGUGGAGCCAGGCUCAUUAUUUUCUAUAUGCAAGGUUUAGCUGUGCUUAACUUUGGACCAGAAGAUUGUCGGCAGCAGCACCCCAGGGUUGCAGCCUCCCAUCCCUACUUGGAGAUGGGCAGGGGUUGAAUCAGGUGCCUUCCGCAUGCAAAGCAGAUGUCCGACCAUUGAGCUACAAGCUUCUUGGAAUUCGCUGUAUCUUUCAGAGCAGUGCUUUGACUGCCACUGCAUCCUGACUCUAUGCAUUCUUCUUGCAGGUGUUUAUCGGCGUGAACUGCUUGAGCACAGAUUUCUCCUCCCAGAAAGGCGUCAAGGGAGUCCCUUUGAACCUCCAGAUAGACACUUAUGACUACAGUACUGGGACGAACCGGCUUAUUCACCGAGCUGUCUGCCAGAUCAAAAUAUUCUGUGAUAAGGUAGAGUGAAGCCUAUGGGAAAGAAGUUACAAUGUGAAGGACUUCCAAAAGACGUGAUGAGAAUAAGGGAUUAGAGAGCCAAUGCGGUGUGGUAUUAAGAGCAUUAAACUAGGGCAGGCAUCCCCAAACUUGGCCCUCCAGAUGUUUUGGGACUACAAUUCCCAUCAUCCUUGACCACUGGUCCUGUUAGGAGGGCCGAGUUUGGGGAUGCCUGAACUAGGGCUUGGGAGACCCGGGUUCAAAUCCCCUCACACUGGAUAGCCUUGGGCCAGUCACUUUCUCUCACAGAGCUUUUGUGAGGCUCAAACAGGAAGGAGAUAGCCUUGUAUGUCAUCUUGAACUCCCUGUGAUUGAGGCAGGAUAUAAAUGUAAGCAGUGCUUUUUUUCUGGAAGGACGCAGGGGUGCCCCUAAACAUUUUGUGAAUCUAAGUUUCGCCUCAUUGAGGGGCAGUAUUUCAAUAAGAGCAGGAAAAUGAGAGUACCCUUAAACAUCUUUUUAGAAAAAAAAGCACUGAAUGUAAGAAAGAAAGAAAUAAGCUUCUUAAACAAAGACAUGGCCUUUUAAGAGCAGCUUUGCAAGAGCUGAACCGUUAGCUGAAGAACUUGGCUCUGUGAAAGCUUUUAAAUGUGAAUAACCUAAACUGUGCAAGAGUUCACCUGUAAAUCAGUCAAGACUGGAAUUCACUGGUGAGCCUCCAGUUUUUAAAUGCUAGGAGGCGCAACAUAUAAUAAAAAUGUUCUAGGAGCUUAAUCUGAUUCAGUAUUAGCCCAGAGGUGACAUUCCACGUUCUGGAUCCUUUCAAUGAGGGCCAAACUAGAUGUGAUGUUAGUCGUGUGGGUGCAAUUGGGACAAAGGCUUAAAAAAGAAGUUAAUAUCGCCUGCAGGGAGGCCAAGCAGCAGGACUGCAGAAGGUGGGGAGACUCUUGACACUUACUGUGCUGCUGUGAUUCUGGCAAUAAUAACUCUUCUGAAGCCGCUACAUCACAAGGGAAGCCUCCAUUCUGCGAACAUUUUUUAAAAUGUGCAUGAUAAUUACAGGCACACACAUAUGUGCCACACGUGUUCAUACCGUUAACAUCACAUCUAGACUGGCCGUCAGACCGGUUCAGCUAGAUUGUUUCCUCACUGGUCGAACUUUCCAAAUUUGAGGUGAGAAAUAUGUGCAGGCCUGCAUUCUGCAUUUUUGGCCCCAGUUAUAGGCAGGGACCCAAACAACUACUUUGGGUUUCUCAAGGGUUUUUUAUUUUUUUGAACAGCAAUUUGACAUACACAACCCUGACCUUCUUCCAAAAGUCCUUUCAUUUAAAAAAAUGGCUUGCCAUGUGGGAUGAAGGGACUGCAGCUUGAGAACUACGACCCCAAAGACUCCCUGGGAACACAUAUCUGCCUGUGGAAUUACAGCAUCUCCUAUAAUUUUAGCUUCCCCUGUUUGAAACGGCUUCAUGGAUUACGAUCUUCUUUCUCUUUGGAGAUAAUGGUUCACGGUGUCUCUCUCCAAACUCCAAAAUGCCUGUUAAUUGCCAUCACAAAAUUAAUGCCACAUCUAGUUUGCCCCUAAGAUAAAUGCUUGCAUUUAAAUGGCAAGCUUCUAUUUUAAAUGGAAAGAGUGCUCUGUCUCUGCUCUUGCUUAUGCAGGCUGCCAUGCACAUAUAUUGCGCACACAUAUUCCAGCAUUGCUCUCCCCCCGACCCCCCCACAGCUCAGGGUAACUGAGAAAUGGAACCAAGGAAGCCCAGAGAAGGGGUUUCUUUGGUUCUCUGAAAGCAUCCUGUUGUGUUCUGCAGCACACAGUCAAUGGGCUGCAGUUUGGAACACAAUGUUUGGAGCAGGGGUGGGGAAGGUGGAGAAACCUGGCUUCUCUCCCUAGCCAUAAAUCACUAGGGGCAGGCAGGUAUAAUCUAGGGAGGACAGAUGCAAAAGAGGGCAGGGCCCCUGCACCUUUAAUACCUACAUCUGCUGAAAUCACCUGGGUUUUUAAAGAGUUGCUUUAAGCUGUCCUCUUUUUGCAUCUGGCUAUCCUAGGCAGGGUGGAUUUGAUUUAAAUCAAAUUGAUUUAAAUCACGAUUUAAAUCACUAGUCAGUAAGACUUGAUUUAAAUCUUUUUUUAUAGAAAGACUCAUUCUUGCUGGUAUAAUCUUAAUAUUCACAACCAGAUGAAGGUUUCAUUUUUUGGAAUAAUAAAUUUUCAGAGUAGCUUUUACAGUUAUAUCAAAAUUACUGAUUUGGUUAUACUAUUAGAAAUGCAUAGAGAGAUAAUUAUGAACUUAUUGUGAGGCUUAAUAAGUUAAUUGUUUAUAUUUGGACAACUUUUCUGCUGUACUUUAAUGGAAGGAGAAAAAUAAUCAUUUCCUUAAUAACAAUUUAAACAAUUUAUUUAGCUGAAACAGUAACAUUAUAGCGCAUGUAUCCAUGUUUGUUAACUGGUGUGGUUAAACAAUUAAAAACAACAACUUUAGACUGAGUUUUAGCACACAUGAAAAACUUAAAACAAAUCCUUCUUUCCUGAUGAAUAGCCUUUAGACUAUAGUGUAACUUAAAUAGAAAACUACAUUCAGAAAGAUUUUUCCUCCAAAAGCAUUUUAUUUUAAAAAUCCGAUUUAAAUUUUUAAAAAAUCUGAUUUAAAUUUUUAAAAAUCUGAUUAUUAUUUUUUAAAAAAAACACAUUGAUUUUUAUCCACCCUGAUCCUAGGUAAAUCUCUGAGAUGAAGGUGUACCUUUAUGAGUGUACCCAUUUACCCACAGUGGGUGCUCCCUUUUGAGACCAGUAGAGCAGAAGAUAGGGAGCAGGUAGAACCACAGCCAACAAGUUUUGGUUUUGUCCCUGUGCUUUUCCUGAGACUAAGGAGGAAGAAGCAGUCCUACCACUUAGAUUGGUUGCAAGAAGGCGGUCAGGUGCAGGCAGACUGCAUUUGUUGGGGCAAUGCUUCGGUUCCCCUAACGGAGCCACCUCAGCUGCCAUUUUCACUGGAAGCAACACCUGCCUCUCCCCCUGAAACUAGGCAGCGUUGCCUUUGCAAACAAGGAUCUCACCUGGAGGUGCAGUGUGUCUGGUGCACAGACUCCUGAGCAGAGCCAUAGCUAGGUGAUCUUGCGCCCCUGGCAGAACCGCCCAGAUUGCGCCCGCUAGCCACGGACAAAUUAGCUCUUCUUUCUGCCUCUCCUCCAGCCAGUUUUGUGCCCCUUGCCUUGCCUGCGCCCCUGGCGGGGGCCCACCUCACCACCCCCUCGCUGCGGCCUUGCUCCUGAGAUGGCGCAAUCUCCUCCCAAGUGACAGUAUUAUUAAUACCACGAAUGCUCAGGAGGCACGUGCUUCACAGCAACAUACAGGCAGCCAUCGUUUCAGACGCAUCAGAUACAUGCGCGGCCGUGCGUGCGUUGCACCAAACCCAGACGUGACCCAAAAACAUCACAAAAGCAUCACCGAAAGGGGCGUUUGCAGGCUUUCUCGAGGUGUUUCAAAUAGAUGCGAUUUCACUUAAACGUGUGGCACCUUGGAAUGUAAGCCGUGUUGUAAAUUGGGAGUUGCCUGUGCUGGUAAGUUUUCGGCUUCUCAUCUCUUUCAACUUCCCUUGCAGGGAGCAGAGAGGAAAAUGCGGGACGAUGAACGCAAGCAGUUCAGGAGGAAGGGAAAAUGCCUGGACGCCAAUAACAAUGGUGAGUGAGUGGAAGGGGGUGAGAAAGCUGGUGUGGGCCCUGUAUAUAUAAACGCUGCCUUCAGGGGAGGGUGUGUGAGGUCAUGUGCUGCCGGCAGAGUGCGCUUCGAAUGCAUGGUGCUCAGGAUGGCCCGGGGAGUGAGAUGCCUGGUGAUUAGGACCCUCAGCUGCAGAUAACCCGCUUCCCUCUGCUUGCCAGAGAAGCCUCUGCCGCAACAGUCCCUUGCCUUGGGGGGUUGUAAAGAGGAAGAAGGCAAGGGCAAUCUAGCCUUAGUCCCUGACCGGAGAAGGCUCAAGCACUGCAGGGAAAUUGCUCUGUCUUCAUCCCAGCAAAGAGCAGCUGGCGGGGCCAGCUCAGCCUGGCCCUAACUGGAUUUCAAGGGUUGUUUUUACAAACGCACCUCUUUCGUUUUUAUUUAUUUAUUUACUCAUGGGAUCUAUAUGCCCUGACACGUGCCCUCUGGGAAGCUUACAAAACAGUUCCACGUUCAAAACAGAAUUAACAGCAUGUCAAAUAAAAACAGCAAUAAAAACUACAGAAAAGUGGAAGAAGAGCAAACGAGUGUGGCAAGAUAAAAAUAGCAGCUGAAACCAGUGAUUGAGAUCCUUAAAAUACUACUAAAAGCUCCCGGCGGACUUUGCCUGGCGCCUAAAAAUUAGCAACGAACGUGCCUGGUGAACAUGCCUCAAGUCGAGAGUUUUGCAAUUUGGGCACCGCUGGAGAGAGGCUGUGGCUCAGUCGGAGAGCAUCUGCAUUGCACGUAAAAGGACACAGAUUUGAUCCCUGUCAUCCCAAAGUAGGGUUGGGGAAGACCCCUCCCUUGAAACCUGGAUAGCCACUGGCAGAAGGUGUCAAUAGUAUGCAGCCUAGGACUGUGUCUGAUCCACUGGCUCAACUACUUCAGUACUGAUGAGCCAUUGGUCUGACACAGGCAGAGGCUGCAUUCAUACAUUUAAUGUGCAUUUUAAAUACUUGGCUUCCUCCAAAGAAUCUUGGGAGCUGCAGUUUACUGCUCACAGAGCUACACUUCUAGCACCCUUCGCAAACUACAAUUCCCAUGAUUCUUUUUUUUGGGGGGUAUUUUGAAUGUUAUUCAGAUGUGCUGUGUGUAUGGAGCCAAAGACAGCUUCCAAAAAUGGGGAACCAAUGAGAAGAAGAUCUCAGUUGAAUGAGAUAUCUCUUCAUUUUGGCACUGUCAAGCUGAUCCCUAUCCUCUGGCUUCUACUCUCCCCCUCCACUCCCUUUCUCUUAUAAGUCUAGUCUCUGAGAUUGUAAGCUCGAAGGCAGGGCAGGUGUCUUCAUUUUGAUUUGUGUGUGGCACCUAAUUACUGUAGGCGCUCUAGAGGUUAUUAUUAUUAAUAAUAAGGUGAGACAGAAACUCUUAUGCCCUAUUCUGUACUUUUUUAUGUUCUUCAGACACAUCUAAUCAUUCUUGUAUGAAAAUUAGAUCAUGAAAAUUACAGAAACUUGCUUUCCAGAAACAGUGUCCAGGCCAUCUCUCAGUUAAAUAGUUCCCCAAAGGCUUUUUUUAUUAUUAUUUCAGAAAGCUCACUGUGUGUGUGUGUGCUGAUUGAUCAGAUUGUGUUAGUGUUGCAUGAAGUCUGAGACUUCUACUUUGGGUUUUUGUUUUGGCUUUGUUUUUUGUCUGUUUCUAUUGAUGGAAUUUGGUCUUUUCCAUUUGAAUUCUCUCCCCCCUCCAACCUCAGUGGUUUUUAAAAAACAAUUCUCAGCCACCUUGUGGGAUGUUUUUUGGGCAGAGAGUAAGGGCUGAUCAGUGAGUCAGUUUGGGUUUCUUUCAGCUUCUCAUUUUUCUAAUCUUAACUCCAGUUCUCUACCUUUCCACAUCAUUUUUUUUCAAGGCCUCAUGAAAAUUCACUGGAAAAUUUCUCUGAAUAUGUGGAUUUUUUGCAAAGCAACAUUCCCUACCAUAAUUCUUUCUUGUAUGUUGUCUUCACUAAUAUUACACAUUUUUAUACAAAUUUCACCCCAGUUAUAUGCAUUUCUGUGCACAUUAGUUGACUAUAGAGAACUGCAUUGCAAAAUUCGGAUAAGCGCAGAUUUUGAAGGAUGAGGAUGCUGCACUUUGAGUAUUUCCUUCGCUGCUUAGCUGCUUUUAACCAAAGGGAAAGACAUUGGGAGGGUGCUCAUACAUCCCCUCUGUCUUGUCCAAUCUUUCUCAACCAUGUGCCUUCCAGACAUUUUGGCCGGGGCUGAUGAGUGUGUGUUCCAAAGCAUCUGGAAGGCAAAAGAUUGGGGAAGGCUGGUCUUGUCCUAAUCUUGCAAACUUGACACAUUCAUUGCUUAGAAUCAUAGAACUGUAGAGUUGGAAGGGACCCUGAGGAUCAUCAAGUCAUGCAAUGCAGGAAUCUCAGCUAAAGCACCCAUGGCUUGGAUGAGUCUCCGCCACUCCCCUCCUUGAUGAGUCUCUAUAGCAACAAACAUGGUGGAAAACUAAGUUUCUCUUCUUCCUUCCAGGUCUGAAAAGCUGUUUGGUUUCGGGCUUCCGAGGCAACGAAAUCACGUAUCUCAAGCCACAGGCUGACUUGGAAACCCAGCCCGUCCUGUUUAUUCCAAACGUCCACUUUUCAAACCUCCAGAGAUGUGGAACGGUAAGUCCCCCUUACCAUAGUCAGCCCAUCCACGAGACACCAAGGAGAAGUGGCUGUGGCAACUUCUGGGUUCUGGAGAAAUCUUAUGAGAGCCAUGUGAGGCCUCCACGCGAUCUCAUGGGGCUCUCACGUGAUCUUGAGCUGUUAUCACACAAUCAUGCUGGAACCAGGAAGUCGCAAUCGUGUGACCCUGGUAAGCAGGACCAGCCGCACACAGCACGUGGGCAGGACAGCACCUUCCUGUUUCACCUCAGGCAGCAAAAUGGGACAGGCUGCCCCUGCCCCUUACAGCUCCCGCUGCAUGUUGCCUUCAAAUACCUCUUAAGGCAGUGAAGCACCCUGCUGCUACAGGAAUGGAAGGAAGCCACCAUUAAUGAUGCCAUUAUCUUAAUUUAUUUUAGGCAUCGAGACUCAAUUUUGGUUUAUUUCAAAGGAACCUUUCAACUGCAAGAGUAGGGAUUUGGGGAGAAGAGGCAUGCUGUUUUAAUUGGGGACGGGGAACCUGCGACCCUUCAAACCUUGUUGGGUUCCAGCUCCGAUCAUCCCUGGCCAUUGGCCAAUGUUGGCUGGGGCUGAUGGGAGUUGGAGUCCCACAACAUCUGGAAGGCCACAGAUUCCCAGCCUUGGUAUAAACGCUGCACUGUAAAUUUUGUGUGAAGCAAAAAAGAGAUACGGCAGUGCAAGGCCUUACAUUGAUUAAGGGCAGUUCUAACCCCCCCCCCGACUUCUGUUCUUUUUUAAAAGAAGAAGAAGAAGUAUUUCCCCUCUCCCUGGAAACCCUGGGAACUUAAUUGUGUAAUAGAGCUCCAUGACAGAACUUGUCAUGUCCUGAAAAUGCAAUUCCCAGCAUUCUGUGGGGGAAGCCAUAAAUGAUAAACUGGUUUAAAACUAAACCUAAGUUUGUAGUGUAGAUACCUGCUCACUGUCUGUCUAGGGAUACCUAGCAAGGAAAGUGCAGGCUUUGAGGAGGAAUUUAAAAGUCAAAAUUGAUUCAUAUAAAGAUGUGAGGAGAUUAGAGAGCAGGAGUGCAGAGUGUCUGGCCACAGAAGCACAAUUUAAGCAGGGGAGGGAGAGGAUUGAAAGGUCUACUCUCAGAUAGGUUCAUGAUUAAAUUGCAAAAGCAGGGUGCUGUGGUACUGUUCUAUUUUCUGGAUGUUGUUCUUAAACCUCACUGUAACCAUAACAACAUUAUAAAUACAAAGUCAGUUACCCCCGUUUUUUUAAGACAAGGAAUCAGUACCUUGGGCUUGCAUAACUAAUAAGUACACCCCAUUUAUCUUUUAAAUUAUCACAUAGGCUGGUAUUCAAUGCUAGUCCUACUCAGAGUAGACCCACUGAAGUUAAUAGAUGGGACUAACUUAGAUUCAUUACUUUCAGGGGAUCUACUCUGAGUAGGACUUGGGUGAAUACAACCCACAGAGUCUGAAGAAGAUUUCCUUCUGAGAGGCCACAAUGCUUUUGCCCCAAAAAGUUUGGGGCAUUUUUAAUCUCAAAGGACUAAAGCGUCUCUCUUUUCUUUUUUCCCAACAGGCAUUACCCACCGCUGGUGUUCCACAUGACUCUAGCAGGUACAAAAUAUGGAUUCAUCCCCCCUUUGGCUCACAUGUCCAAGAUAUUCUUGCAUAAUUAGUCAGCCCAUUGGCCCUAUUCCCACUUCCCAUUUUGAUUUUAUUUCUAUCCCAUCUUUCUCUGGGAGUCUUGUCAAGACCACAUAAGUAGGCCUCUGAUCCAGGCACUGACCAAACCCAGACCCAAUUAACCGCAGGAAGUUUGCUGUAUCAGCUGCUUUCAGCCCUGCAAAGUUGAUGUCUACCAGAUCUUGAGGUCCCUAAUGGAAUAAAUGCAGGAUAUAUAAAAGUGGUGAAAUAUAAUGUUGGUAGGACAUUAUCUGGAGCGAGAAUCCCAUUGAAACCAAAUGAACAGGAGCUAUGCUGAAGUGCUGUGAGACUGAGGGCAAGGAUAUAUAUGCUGGGUUGUGUCCAAACAAGUUCUACUCAAAGUAGACUCAUUGAAAUGGAUGAACCUAAGUUAGUAAUGUUAAUUAACUUCAGUAGGUCUACUCUGAGAAGGACUUGUACCAUGAACUCUGCCACAACCUAGCCUUCCACAAGGAAAUGGUUGGAGAUGCAGGAAGAAUGCUCAGCAUCAUCGGUGUCCUUACCUGUUGGGCAAUGUGAGGAAUUGGAUUUGGGGUAGCAGAGAAGGAGACCAGAGGGACCCUCUCCAUGGGGCACAAUCCACUAGGACAUUUUCUGCAUUGGCCCUGUGGAAAUGAAUGAAAGCUGUGUUUUUGUUUUUGUUCUUUAACAAUGCAUCAGUACUGACAUUUGAACCACUUGUUUCUGAAUGCUGGUGUCCAUCCUGGGAUCUUCUGAACUUUCAUUUUCCUCACUAAGGUUGCCUUUAAAGAGGAGCUGCCCUUCAUUUCCUGAUGAAUUUGACCCUUUAGCUUCAAAGCAAGCCAAAGAGGAAGACCCUCAACGAGGUAAUAUUGCUCUCAGAGAUUACGCACACACAUGCCCCCACACCCACCCCAAGCUAUAGACAAAGAAAUAACAACCUCAGGUGGAACAGAUGAGGAAAGAGCCUUGUGGGCUUACAAAAUGUGAGUGAAUAUACAGCAAGUGCCCAUGAAAAAUGGCGCUGAAGGCAAGGCCCAGAAAGGAGAUCUCAACUUGAGGAUCUUAUCAUGGGGCAACUUGGUGGGGUGAAGGACAACUAACUGGCACUUCCAAAGUCUCAGUAGACUGUGAGAAGAGGAGCUCUAUUUCUAAUACAGCUGUACACACAUUGACAUUUACCGUAUUUUUCCGUGGAUAACACGCCCCAUGUAUAAGACGACCCCUAUUUUGGAGGACUCCAAAUUAAGGAACUGAGGGGGCAAUUGCCCACAGUUGUUGAGCUUUUUUUGAGGGGUUGCCAAAAAACUCUCACCAAAGCCACCAAUCAUCCGCCAGCAGCCGCCAAUCACCCAUCCAGUUGCCGUAGCAGCAGCCAAUCGCCAGCAGGCAUUGCCUCACCCACCAAUCACCCACCUAAUCGCUGCUGACAAUCUCCUGCUCGUGGCUGCAACCAAUCUCCCGUCCCCCAUCUGCACUAUCCGUGAAUAGAAAAACAUCGUCUAAUACAUGGAAAAAUACGAUACUCUGACUCCAGCGUGCUCCCAACACUGGUGUUUGAAACUGGGUACACAUGACAUUACCCACAAUCCAUAUCUAUCCUGUAGUUUCUUGAGAAAUACUGCUGCUUGAUGCGAUUUCCCUCAAACCAGCUUCUAUCCAGUUUGAAAGCCUAAGCUGCAUUAACUGAGGUGUGUACAUUUGAGACAGCUAUUGUACCUGUGCAGAUGACAACACAUGCACAGAUAACAGCUUCACAGAAUAGGAGCUGGGGGGGGGGAGUUGCAAGUGUGGGGAAACCAAUCGGGUAAAUGUGCAUUGGGUGAAGGCAUCCACACCGAUUCUCUGGUGUGUAAAGCACCGUAUAAAUGCAACUUAAAACACAGUGUGUGGAACGGGGAGACAACCUCACUGCGUUUUAAGCCAGUAAUAUGUACAUAGCCUUAAUUUCAUAAGAAACGAUAGUAUAGAUAUAAAUUGUGGCUACCACUGUGUGUACAUCGCAUCCAGAAACAGUGGCGAGAGAGCACUGGAUGCAGAGUAAACAGGAGUAUAUAUGUAGCCUCUGCGUGGUUAGAAAUGACCAACUCUUGAAGGCUGAGCCGACAUGUGACAGCUGUCUGUUUCAUACAUUUCAGUCUUGCUCUACGUACGAAGAGAAUCUGAGGAGGUUUUUGAUGCUCUCAUGCUGAAGACGCCAGACCUCAAAGGCCUGAGGAAUGCUGUAAGUUCCCCCCCAUCUCCCCCCCCCCCCGGUCAUCUCCACUACAUAAAAUUUACUAGGCUACCUAAUGAAGUAAUAGUAAAUACUUUGGGGGGAGUUGUUGCCUUUAUAUCCCGCUUUUCCUGCAAAGAGCUCGAGGUGGCAUAAAUGGUUCUCCCCCUUCCCCAUUUUAUCGCCUCAACAACCUUGUGAGGUAGGUUAGGCUGAGAGACAGUGACUGGACCAAGGUCACCCAGUGAGCUUCAUGGCUGAGUGGGGAUUUUGAACCUUAGUCUCCUAGAUCCUAAUCCAACAUUUUAAACCCCUACACUACAUGACAUGCAGGGCCUUCUUCUGCAGAAUCUCCAUUGGAAGAGCUAAGAGGUCCCAGCAGGCCCAGUGAGGCUUGUGGAGAAGAUUUUGUGUUGCUCAAUAUAAGAAGGGCGUAAUGAGGCUUUUCUGCCUUGGUCAGUCAAAGGUCGUGGGCCAGCACUGAUGCCAGUAGUGUAGUGCAAUCACUUUUGGGGUGUUAUAUUUGAAUGCAUAUUGCAUAUUGGAUUACAAUAUGCCUGUUCUGACCUUGACCAGUAUGGGGGCUCUUUUACACAAUGCAGAAAGUUACAGCCAACUACAGCCCCCUGCCAAGUGCAUCUUUUUGUUGAUGUUGUUUUAAUGAUGAUGACUUUCAUAUUUCGCACUGUUAAACGCCCCUUCUCCAAUCAGUUUCCCAGGUGGAGAAAGUUUUUCUGCUCAGGCUUUUCUCCUCUACACCUCACUUCCUUUCCCUUGGGCUGGCUGGAAACUCUCUCUCACUCCCACCGCCCCCUCCCCGCUUCUCAGUGUUUGCAGAGCACACAAUGCAAAGCAUAUUUCUGUGAUGUCUAUCAGCACCAUUCCUGAUAACCCCAGCUCUUCUUUGCUGAGGUGGGGAAUAAAGCAAACAAUCGUCUGAAAUUAUCUGAUAGCCAUUUUUUAUGGCUGUGCUUGUGUGUGUGUGUGUGUGUUGGUUUUGCACACUUUUACAUUGGAAAAAAGCAAACAGCACUUUGGAGGGGGAAAAGAUCAAUUUACAGAACCGCCUUUGGGAAAGCAUCAGAAAAGGGAUUGCAGUAGAGAGGCUUGGGCUGCUCCCAAAUAAUUAUUUUCAUUUUAAUCUUAUCCUCAGAUUUAUAUACUGCUUUGCUACCAAAGCUAUUGAAACAGUGUACAAUAAAAUAAAAACGCAAAAGAUUACAAGCUCAGUAGGUCAGGGAUCCCAGCAUUGCCUGUAGUGGUUCCCUUUAUUGCUAGAACAUUAUCCACUGGGGGGAUGCCUCUGGUAGGGUAUUGACAGAAUAUUAUUUUUCUCCUCCAGAUUUCAGAAAAAUACGGUCUGCCUGAAGAAAGCAUCUAUAAAGUCUAUAAAAAAUGCAAGCGAGGGUAAGUGAUGGCCCAUCCAUGUUUACUUUGGUUUGCUCCACUCUGGUUUGCUCCACUCUGUGACUUUCUGCACUGUAACAUAGACAGUAGGUGCUGUACUAGAAAACAGGCAAGACAUGGGAGUAGUCCUUGAGUAUGCAGGCUUUAGAAACCAACAGAACUCCUUACCAGCCUCCAGUGCUGUUGUGCUACUGGUUCUGAGGAAGAGUUCUGUGCACCUCCAUGAAGAACAUAAGUCCAUGCUGCAUCAGACUAAUGACCUAUCUAAAUCCAGGACCCAGAUUCCCACAGUGGCAAACUCAUGCAGGUAACUGCUGUCUCCUGCUGCUGUUCCAUGGUAACUAGCAUUCAUCCUCUAGGUAUCAAAGAGCCAUCAUGAUGACUAUAGCUGUAGCUAUAGUAUAGCAGGCUUUUGUCCCUAGAGAAAUAUUAUCCAAUAAAGGUCAGGGCUGUUUUGAGCAUGGUGGCAGGUGGUGCUUUUGUCCAUGACCAAAACCUGAUAGAUCAUCACUGGCCGUUUUUUAGUUGGGGGUGGAUGUGCAAGACCCUUCUUUUAUCUGUAUAGUUGUGUUCUUUGAAUUUCAUUGGUUAUAGCCACCUGUCCGGAAUGUUUCCAUUGUGAUUCCUGCAUUGCAAUGGGUUGGGCUGGAUGAUCCUUGGGGUCACUUCCAACUCUACAAUUCUAUGAUUUCUGCAUUUGUUUUAAUUGAUUUUGAUGAAAGUCACUUUGGGUCACUUUUGUGAGGAGAGUCAUCAUUUAGGGAGGGAAGUAAUUUUGGCCCAGAUCAGAUUGCCUAAAGGAAGGUUGGGGAUACAUUAUUAUUAUUAUUAUUAUUAUUAUUAUUAUUAUUAUUAUCCUGUCUUUCCCCAAAAACUGGGACUCAAUGUGGCUUAUAAAAACUAAAACAAACACGGAUAAAACACAGAAAGCUAAAAACAUAUAAAAGAUGAUAGUUUCAAUGUAAUUCACUAUAAUAGAAUUAAAACAAUGUAAAACAAAUCUAUAAAAUCUAGUAAACAAAGCGAGUAAAAACAACACAACACAGCAUGAAUGAAAGCCCUUUCCUUGAAAGCGACUGCUUCCCAGAGCCCUGCAGGAAUAGCAGUGGAAGAACAAUAAGGGAAGAGCCAGUCUAGCUUCUCUGGGAAGAGAGUUUCAAAGUAUGGGAAUGGCCACCAAAAAAGGUCCUCUUCCACAUUCCCACCAUGUUGCCACUCAGGCCCCGCUCUGGCCCUCAGUACUCUUCCCCAGGCCAAGCCCUCAGAAGCCCUGCCCAACACCUUCCUAGAGUGCUUUUGCCUGGCUGAGAAGUAUCAUGGAACCGGGAUAUAAUGCCUCUUGCUUGACUGAAUGGAGAAUUGGGUGGUGGUGGGUAGAAACUACUGGCUUUUGCAUAGCUGGUAUGUAGCCUAGGGUCAGAGGUAAGAGUGACAUCUGCUGCCCCACCCACUUUGACUCUUGCCCUACCCACUUUUUGUUCUGCCCAUGGUUGGCCAACAAAGGAAUGCAGCCCUCAGGCUGAAACAGGUUCCUGAUUCUUGGGAGCCCUUGGAAAAAGCCAGAUGCAGAAGGUCUACCCAUGUCUGUGGGGCGUACAAGGCCUAGCAAUUCUGUUGGCUUCUCAGUAGUAAGGCCAGAUUAUCCUAUGGAAAAGGAAUUACCAAGAAGUGUGUGUAUAUGUACACAAGUGGAAUAACCUGGCUAAUUUGUUGGGUAUUUUGUUAUCUCCCAAGGUAGUUGCCUGAGGUCUCAACAGGUUUAGCUUAUCUCAAUCACCAGGGCACCAGUGUUUGUUUCUCAAAGCUAGCAGGGUCAGAGUAACCCUCUGACUCCUAGUGGCAGAUGACACUGGAACAAUGCAGUCUUGGAUGGAAAGUGUGUGUCUGUGUGUGAGCCCACCAGGGGGACUAAUUUUGGUACAGAUACAGCACUUAGUUGUUUUAGAUGCUAUCACCCAAGCCAGAGCACCUGAAGCUCAAAUUCAAUGGACUUGCCUGCAGUCAGGGACAUUAAACUUUGUAAGAUCUAAUACUGUGACUUUUUGGCUAAAACAGAAAACCAUUAGCCAAAUAUGGGGGCAAAAUGAGGCUAAUCUUCACCUAGGUCGAAGAUCCAGUUUGGCGCCCCCCUCCCAAUACGCAUUUGCAUACACACACACACACACAGGCUGGCAGCCCCAGUGGCUCUCCUCUAGAGGCUUCACCCGGGGCAAAAAACCUGGCUAGCCCCCACAUAGCUAUAGCUCUGCCAAACAGCUGGCCUAUACGUUGUUACACUCAUCACUAGGAUCAAUGCCUCCACAAUGAGUUUGCGUAUAAUUUGAGCACCUCUUGCCUCUUAAUUUGCGGGUGCCGGAUACCCCACUCCACCUCAACUUGUAGCUACCAGCAGAGAUGGAACAAUUAGCUUAAUCAAUGUGACCUUGGGGGAGAUGUGAGGACUGUCUUGCCUUGCGCCCCAGCUUUCUGCCUCAAGCCCCAUUGGAGGAUUUUGGGCACUGUAGUUUACCCCUCACAAAGUUACCAUUCCCAGCAAGCCUUAACAAACAACAAUGUUGGCUUAAUCGAACAAUGUUGGAUUUCUGGAUGUUAACUAUGAACCCUGGUUUUGAUGUAUUAAUUUACUCUGUUUGUGGGCGGGGCAGAGAGAGAGCUACAAAAUGCAGGCUUCACCCUACAAAAAGAUUACACAACCUUACAGAUGGUUUGGAGGGGAUCCCUGAUUUUUUUGGGGUUCAUAGUUAAUGAAGCCAACAGUGUUGAUAACUUAUAUGAUGGGGUGGAGGAAUACGCUUUGAAUGUGCCUUAAAGUUAUAGCUGUCUAUGCAGCCUUAGGUAACCGAUUUCUGUUUGGGGCCUAGCAAUCUCUACCUAACUCUUCCCCCCAGGCUGAACAAUAGAGCAGCUUCCCUGCUGGGCUUAAGGAUCUUUUGCAUUCCACCUUGCCAUUUGAGUCUGGGAGAAGACAAAAGAAAUAGAUGGGGGGGGGGCUAGACUGUUGCUAAUCUUUUUUUGCUCUUGCCCACCUGCCCAUGUUGUAAGACAAGGAGCAAGUUUAGCAUGUUUGUCAUGGGGCGGCUGACCCUUCCUUCCCCUUUCUCCUAAUCUUGUUGUGUCUGGAAAACUGCAGCUCUUUCUAGCCCAUGGUAGGGACAGGAGAGUUCUGUUGCUGUUGCCCCUUGGGGUUUUGUAGGGAAAAUAGCUUUGUUAUUUUUGCAUGGUGCUGCACUUAAAGUUUCCUCGUGGCACCAGACCCUGGUUUCCAGAGAAGUAGAUUCUAUGGUCCUUGGUUGCAGCAAAAACAACACAGUCUUAAAGUCUAAUGUUUUUUUAUUAUUGUAUAAACUUUGAUGGGCAAUAUGUGUAAAUCUUUGUAUACUGGAGUCCACUUCAUCAGAUGCAUGGAGUACAUAGCUACAUAUACACACACACACACAGAGAGAGAGAGAGAGAGAGAGAGAGAGAGAGAGAGAAAGUUAGUUGUGAAGUAGUCAGGGGGGGAAAUGUAAGAAAUUCAGAGUGAUCACUGUUUUAAAAUUUACUUGUAUAUAAAAUUAUUACCGAGACCAUUCACAGUGCUGUGUUGAUGAUGGUAUGUACACACCAUACAUUUCAAGCACAUACACACAUACACACAAAUCCUGGGAACUGCGGUUCACUCUUUAAAGAACUACAGUUCCUCAUACCUGUAACAAACCAUAGCUCCAAUGAUUCUUUGGGGAGAGGAUGUUACUUGAUGUAAAUGUUUUAAUUGUUAUAAUGCUUGUGGGAUUGCUGGACUGGGCACCUUUGGAAGGAAGGACAGGGUAUAAAAUUAAUAAAUAAAAGUGAACAUGUAGUGAACAUUCAUCCUGAUUAGACGAUGUUGCAUCCAGCAAGUGUAAUCCCACACUUUCCUGUGCAUUUUCAGGAAAUGGUUUGGUUAUACAAGAAAUUCCAAUUAAUUUAAUCCUGAAAAUAGUGACCGUCUGAAAGCACCCUCUGGGUGACAUCAACUCUCCCAAAUCUCAUGCAGAGGUUUUAUUGGCCCUGUGGUCUGAUACCCUUCUGGGUGGAGAUGCCAGGGAUUGAACCUGGAACAUUGUACCAUCUGAAAUGAUACAAUCUAAUAAGGACUAUACCAUGCAUCAUUUCUCCCUGUUUGGGUUGUCUUGGAUGAGUCCUAUACUUCAUGAGGAAAUAACAGAGUUCCUAGCUUUAUGUUUGCCUCCUAAUACUAAUGCGUGCAAGUAGCCUUACUUUGGAUUCUUGAAGACAGAACAGUCUUUCCUCACCUGCUGAUUAUCCUUUCUUGGCUGGUCCCUCCACAUCAGUUAAUGGGCAAACAUGUGUUUGUGAAAUCACAUGUUUGUUGGAAUUAGGUGAAGUUCCAAGCGUAGAGCCCAAAGAGAGGUUUGAGUUUACCUCUUAGCAAUUCUGUGCUCUGAAUAGAAAUGAGCAAGCUCAGCAAACACAACAGAGACUGGUGUUAAAGGUCUUUCACUUACAAACAAGCUCAUUAUCCAAAUUGCUGUGCAAUUAACUGAAUGCAAAGUCACAAGUUUAUAAAUGAAACCACCAAACCCUGACCUGGUCAGCAGCAAACUGAAAUGGAAAAAGACCAGCACUCUUGCAUGAGAUCCCUGGACAACUAACUGCAGCUUUGUGACAGCAGGAAGAUUCAGUACUUCCAACUUGCCCUUGAAAAAUCUGCUGCCCCCACCAUCAUGUCUUCAUGAAAUGACUCCUCCCUCGCUCUAAUAAUCCCAAUCAAGGAAGAGCUAAUAUGGCAUGAUAGCUCGGAAUGAGUUGGCAAGUCCUUGGUCCAAGUGGCCAGAACCUGGGAAGCUACUGAUGACAAGAGACUCAGGUUGCAUACACAGCACACAUGCAAAGCACAUUGGCCUGGCUCACAGAUAAUGCUAAGCCAUUGUUAGUUUAGGCAAAGUUUGGUGUGUUUCGGCAUCUGGAAACUAGCUCAGCAGACUAACCAUGGUUUAUUUCCUGGCAACAAACCAUGAUGUGAAGCCAUAGUUCGUUGAUGACACAUGGCUUGUUUUAACUAUGGUUUGGUAUUCUGUCUGAAGCCAGCAGCCUUGUUUAACCAUGGUGUGUUUGGCCGCCCCUUUACCAAGCUACAGAGGCAUGAAGCAGGAAAGCAACUCAAGCUUUGUCGAAAUGAGCCAUGGCUUGUUUGCUCACCUGUGAGAUGGCUCGCGGUUUGUUGAACAAACCUUGGCUAAACCAAACCAAAACUUAGCACUAUGUUAGAAAGGCCACUUAUUAAUAUUGUAUCGUUCCUUCCCAGUUAAGCUUCAGUUUAUUAUAAUCACUGUCAUUGAUCACAUUGGCAUUUUGGAUGGUGAGCUGGUGUGUGGGUGUGUCAGUCACCCCACCUUAUCCUCCCAGCAAGCCUGUGAGGUAGGUUAGGCAAGCACAGCUGGCCCAAAGUCAUUCGAAGAGUUUCAUGGCUGAGCAGGGGUUAGAACUUGGGCCUCCAACAGCCUGUCUCUUGCUUCAGAUUGGCUCCCAACCAGUGGAAGUUUGCUGCCCUUGUUCCCACAGUUGUUGCCGCACUGCAUCAAGCUUGGACCUAGAUUGAUGGUGGCGCUAGAAGGGAAGCUACUGUAGCCCCUACUGUAGCCCCUUAAAAAAAAGCACCUGUAUGAGCUGGCUGAGGGAAGCCUUUCAUCCUGUCAAAGGAGGGUUAUCUGACUGACGUGGGUUGGCUUCAUCUGCAGAACAGGCAAAGAGGCCCUCCAGUUUUGGAGGGGCAGGUUUUAAUUCCAUGGGAAUGAGCUAGCUGAGGUUUUCCAGAGCGGCUUCUGAAAGAAGCAGCUGUGUCUCUGAACCGCCCCAGGUCCUCCGCAAACCGCAGCCCUUCUCCCCUUGCCUGACAGGUGAGGAACAUCUCCUCCAUUGCCAGACUUUCUCUCCUCUGUUUCCUUGAAGGCCUCCUUGUGAGUGAGAUACAAUCGAGUAUCCCAGGUUCUCCCCCGCACCUCCCAAUCAAUGCUUGGCAGAUGAGCUCAUUGCUUUCGUUGGACCCAGUCCAGGGCUUGGGCUGAAAAGAGAGGCAAAGCGGCAGAGUUGCCGAGCACUGGAGGGUGUGCCUGAUGCAGCCCACAGCUGAGCAGGGCUUUGGAGAAGGGAAAGGAGGCCCUCGGUAGGUUGUGGGUGGUGAUGAGAGCAUCAGGCUAGAGAGAGAAUAAGGCCAACGUACAUAACUCACCAAGCAUGACUAAUCGGCCACAAUUGUGGCCUGCCAGUUGUUUGAAAAAACAAGAAAACUGGUAAGGCACCUGUAAAGGGAAAAGAAGUGGCUCAUUUACUCAGUUGAGACUACUUAAAAUGUAUUCCUGAAGGCAGCUGGAUGUUGGAGGGUUCCAGAUGGACCCAGGAUAGGACUUCUUCACACAGCACAGAAUUAAACUAUGGGAUUUUCUCCCUGAAGAGGUAGUGAUGGCCGCUAACUUGGAUGGCUUUAAAAGAUGGUUAGGCAAAUUAUGGAGGACAAGGCUAUAUGUUCUGCCUCCACUGUCAAGAGGCAAAAUACCCCAAAAUACAAGUUGUGGCAGUUGCAGGUGAGAAGAAUGCUGUUGUGCUCAGGUUCUGCAUGUUAAGACUUCCCAUGGGCUGGUCACUGUGAGAACAGAAAGCUGGGCUACGUGGGCCUUUAGCAUGAUCCAGCAGACCCUUCUUAUGAUUAUUCCAAAACAGGUUGGGGCUGCCUGCUGGGCUGCUAUAUGUGGCUGGCAGGCCAGUGGUGGGUGGAGCCCCUUGAGACCAGUAGGGUAGAAGAUAGUGGACCCAAACAGUAAGUGAAGCCAGAGCCAAUGGCAGGUGAUGCUGACUAAUUCUUGUCUCCCCUGCCCUUCUGUGUUGAGUUCUUGCAGUCAGUGUAGCCUUUAUAGGAGGAAGAAGCCAGCAACCAAUGCAACCCCAGGGACUGGUUAUACCUAAGGAGGUAGACUGGUGAGGGCUGGCCAAGGGCAUGCUGAGCUUGGUGGGGCAGUAGCACAUCAACCCUAAUAGAUCAGCCUCCACUGGGCCUGGCAAACUGCAUCAGACCUAAUGGGUAGUAAGCUGUUCAAGUCUGGGGUGAACACCAGUUCAGGAAGUAUCUUAAAGUGCUCUCCAGUGUGAUGCUUUGGUGUGGCUGGCUAGAUGCUACUCUUUGCUGUGCCAGACAAGGCGCACAGACACCAGGUGGCUUAUGGGAGCCAGGCAUGAGCACAGAGCACACCUGACUCUCAGACCAUUCCACCUGGAAGCUCCCUCUUUUGUAGCACAUAACCCAGACAUCUUUCCUCAGGGGAGCAAUUUUGUGCUUUGGAAAGAGCAAGAGCGGUGAAAUUUAUUAGGGGUCGUUAUAUCUAAGCUUUUAAUGUUGAAUGAAGAGAGUCUCCGGGGUUUGUUUUUUGUUUUUUCUAAAAAAACAAAAACUCCAAAACCACCAGGUACAACAUGAGAAAACCCUCUAAUUCUUCCACAGUUACUUGUCCAUAUAAAAUGCCUCUCUCUGUGCACUACAAGGAGAGAGAGAGAACUGGUUGCAGUUGAGAAAUGUAAAAUAUGACAAUAAUCUAUCCAGUUCCGACUUUAUGGGCCUGGGAUUUUCCCCCUUGUAUCUGAGGCUGGCUGACAUUCCUUGAAUUGUAGCUUGAAGGGUGUGUAUGCUCUAUGAUUACAAUGACUUGUUCCUGGUAGGUAAGAGUUAAACCACAUGAUACAUGGGAGAUCUGUGAUCAAUUUCCCAGAUUUAUGUUUACUCAAAUAGAGUUGCACAGGGCUGCCAAUUUGAUUGGAGCAAAGGUCCUGGGGCUGUGCGCAUAAGUGCAUAGCCCUCUCCCCUCCCAUACUAUAUGUGCAGGGGGACUGUACUCUCACCACCAGCACUGCACAGAGUAGCUGGGAUGGGUAUGGGUUUAAUUGGAGAAAAAUAGCACAAGGGGAAAGGUUAAAAACUCCACCUCUAAGCACUGGUGCUAGCUACAAUCAGAUUCAAAGCCCACCACGGUCUCUUCCCAUUUCAAUAAAAAAUAAAGCCAAGAGAUUAAUUAUCAGAUCUCCUUUAUAAUGCUGGUUAGGCAGUAAAUGGGUUUUAAGCCUCAAAGUCCAUAAAUCAAACUUUCAUUCAUGAAAUUAUCAUUGGUCUUAAACAAGACACUUGUGUACUUAGAAAACAUUGUACAACUAGCUUUUAUUUUGUGCUUUAUUAUUAUAUGAUCAAGUGAUUUGAUGUACUGUGCUUGUCAUGGACCUACCAAUGAGAAAGCUCAACAAGAACUUUAUAUAGUCACACACACACCCCAAGAAUCCUAGGAACUGUAGUUUACCUGUCACACAGCUGCAAUCCCUGGCACCCUCAAAAGACUACAGUUCUCAGGAUUCUUUGGGCAUAGAACUAUGCUUUAAAUGUGCAGUGUGGAUGUGAUUACUGGCCUCUCCAACCAGAACAGAGCAGAAAGUGGAAGCAAGUCACUCCACUAUCCAUAUUGUAGUUAAAGAGCAUUUGUCAUUUGAUAGGAUACAAGCAAGUGUACAUAUGCCAUUGGAGAGGCCAUCCUCUUCACCCCCUGCCCUCAACAGAUGCUUAGUUAAGCUUGCCCUAGAGGGUGGGGUGGGAAUUCAUUUCUCCUUUCAAAAUGGCAGUCAGCCCCCUAAGAGAGAAGUACUAUGGCUCUCCGGCAAAGAACAUUGUUUUGAUCUUAUAGUGCAAUUCUCCACCUCACAAAAUUGCAAGAUUUUCCCAUCUUUGAGGGACUUCCGAUGGGGAGUUGUUGAAGGAUUGGUUGUUGAGCUGAGCCUCUCUGUUCUGCUUCUUUUCCAGAAUCCUGGUGAAUAUGGACAACAACAUAAUUCAACACUACAGCAACCACAUGGCCUUUUUACUUGACGUAGUUGAAGCAGAGGACAAGUUCCAGGUGACCCUCAAGGAGCUCUAAGGACUCAAAAAGGCUACACUUCUGCUGGGAGGCCGCUUGUGAAGCUGUGUUCGAUCCACCAGCAAACCACCCCAUAGUCAAAACCAUCGGCUCAAAGCAUUUAACUUGAACACCAUCCCUUUUGGAGGGAGGGAGCAAGAGAGAGACAGAACCUAGGCUCCACAUGUGAAGAUUGCUUUGAAGAUCCAUUCUCAGUGUGAAUGUGGAACUUCUGUCCGUUGAGGAGUUGCUGUUGUUGUUUUAUACUUUAUUUUUAUUAUGAUCCUCUGCCAGGCAAUCAAUACUGAGCUUUGUUACUUUUCCGCACUUAGGGAAGCACCAACUUCUUUCAGGCAGGGGAACGACCCGGUGCCUGUCUUGGCCUCUCUGAACUGCCAAACUAGCAAACAAGAGACUGUCACAAUUGCAUUUGGAUAUUACCAAAUAUGCCUACACACAAGCACACACAUAACCUUACAUUUUCUCACUGCCUUACUACUUGCCCUUAUAACCCUGGAUGUAAAUACCUGCAAGAGAAGUACCUGGCCAGAGUGACCGUUUUAUACAUUUCUGAUUCCAUUUGUUAUUUUAUAAAUAUAUAUAUAAUAAUUAUAAUAAUAAUAUCUAUCUCUCUUUCUGUGUGUAUAUGUAUAAAUAGUAUCUUGUUUUAUACUGAACUUGACAAUGGAGGAAGGUAGAGCAUUUCAAAACCAGGCUGCUUCAUAAUUCCCCAGGGUUGUUGUCUUUGUUUGUUUUGUUUUUUUCUGUUCAUUUUUGUAAAAAAAAGUAAAAAAAAAGUGUAUGUUGUUAUUAUGGUAAUAAAGAUUCAAAGACUGAAAGCAAGCUUGGGACAGCCUAAGUAGUGAAUAGGGAUGGGUUUUUCAUUUCUUCAGGGGCAUUUUGGAAGUGGGGCAACAAGGAGACCUUGGCUGCUGAGUCUUGCUUCCAGCAAAAAUGCAGCUUUGAUAACAUUCCAUAGACUGACAAUGUGCCUAAGCCAGGCCUCUCUUAGGAAGCAGCUUCUGUCCUUUGCAGAAACAGAAGUUGCACCAAGCUGGAGGUGAUAGGAGGAGAGCUUCUCAAGGGAGA
Molecule: messenger RNA, 42536 nt
Organism: Podarcis lilfordi (Lilford's wall lizard)
Lineage: Eukaryota; Metazoa; Chordata; Lepidosauria; Squamata; Lacertidae
Source: the annotation of a GenBank genome assembly